AUGCGCUUCUUUGACGGGAGCGUCUACUCGGAGGAAGAGGAUCUCCUGGAGAAGAAACGGAGGAUUGGUGUAGGCAUGGGCCCUGGGGGCUCAGCGCCGUCUCGUGGCGCUCCGCCCGCUUCCGGCUCCUCUCCAGGUUCUUUUCGCUCGUCUUGUGGCCGCGGCGUUUUCGUGUCUUCGCCGACCUCUUCCCAGGCAGGUCUACUCUCAGAGUCCCUUCCUCGGGCGCCGUCGUGUAGCCCGCCCUUGGCGCCGCCUCCCUUUUCUCCUUCCUCCCUGUCCUCACCGAAACUGGUCCCCGUCUCCGAGUACUGCAAGCUGUCGAGGCGGUUUCCUCCGGGCCAGGAGGCUGUGGGAGCUUUUGACUUGGCUGUUAAAUUUGAGACCCUCGUUUCUCUUCGAUUCCCGCUCGACCAACAUCCCCGAAGAACGCACGCCUGCUUUCCUCGCUCUCGCCUCGCUUCUAUGCCUUCGCGGCCCCGUCCUCCCGCGAGCCUUCCUUCCCCGGCGGCGUUUCAGCAGUUGCUUGGCGAGGCCAUUUCGAUUGCGAAGGCCAAUGCGGACAUUCUCCCUGUAUCUACACUGCUCUCUGUUGCGCAUGCAGCCGCGCGGCUAGGGGUGCAAAUUUUCUCCUUUGCUUCGGCGCUCCGGCGCCGCGCCCUCGAUCUCCUCCCUGAAAUAAAGAAUCCCGCCGCGUUCAUCCGUCUCCUACAAGACUUGGAGAAGCUCGGUGGUCUGGGAGACCGCCACUUUAUCUUCUUCAGAGAAAAAGUGAAGGAAACGCUCCAGAGUGCUUCCUCGCGUUGUUCGCUCUUUGGGACCACUCUGGUCGUCCACCUUCUCGCUCGGCACAGACUGAGAGACGAAGAACUCCUGACGCUCGCGUACCGCAGGUUUUCGCGGAACCGAUACACUCUCGCUGCGGCUGUGAGAGAAACACCUUCGCUCUUGGCGGCGCUGCCGCUGGCCCUGUCGAGGCUCGAGGUCCCAACGUUGGCUGCGUCUGUGCUGGACAGUCUGCUCAGGGACCAAGCGCGAGCAACUCUAAGUCAACUGUCGAUCCACGAGCUUUCCAACCUCGCGUAUGCCAUCGCCUGCGUUUCCACACAUUCCCAAGUCACUUACAAAAUAGGCCCUCUCUGUGUGGACGAUGAGGAAGCGCUCCAAUUUCUUUCUCUUGCGCGGGAGAAGAAGCUGUUGAACCUGGUUCACGUGUCCCAAGUUCAGAAGCGUGUUGGACGCUUGCUUUUUGACGAAGGACUGAUGUCUGAAAUAUGUGUUGAGUAUCCUCUGGGGCCGUAUGUCUUAGAUUUUGCAAUACCGUCUCGCAAGCUGGUUGUCGAAGUUGAUGGAGAAGCCCAUUUCUUCUUUGGUACAACGGUGCCUACUGCUCAGACGCGUAUGAAGCGUGAACUGCUUGCGGCUAUGGGGUGGCAUGUGGUCGUCGUUCCUCAGGAGCUUUGGAGGAACAAAAGGAAAGGGAAAAUCAAAGAAUUUGUGGCGAGAAAGGUCCGAGAAGGACUCGAGAUCGACAGUGGCGGGAGGUGA
Messenger RNA from Neospora caninum, 1548 nucleotides. RefSeq lists its product as hypothetical. NCBI's taxonomy places the organism in Eukaryota, Apicomplexa, Conoidasida, Eucoccidiorida, Sarcocystidae. The record is from RefSeq and is a predicted model, not a curated record. The transcript has 3 exons. Bases 1 to 1548 code for a protein of 515 amino acids.